AUGACAGAUUUUGUGCAGCAGCAUGUGGAACGGCUCUCUGAACUCAAGAUUACUCUGCCCUAUGACAAAUUCACUGAAACAGAUUUCUCGAUGGGUUUUGACAGACCGGGAUUCUGCGAAGAUUAUGUCUACGUGACCACAUGCCGUGAAGGUGGCUUUAUGCAGUUUUCUUGCAAAAUCAAUUUCCCAACAGUCCAAAUUGUGUUUCUUCGGAAGAAGUUGAUCCGGUGGUCGCCUUCGAUACUUGACGAAAUGAGACUGGCAUUGGUGAACGUCAGCGCAAAAGCAGAAGUAAACAUUAUCAUCGAGUAUGGGAGGUUUGCCGCGAUGCACGUUGCCAAACUUAAUUUUCUAAAUCUGCUUGAUGAACUCCUGGAGACCGUCAAAGGAAUCCAGACGUCCCCAUGGAGAACAUAUGCCAUUGAAGUGGUUCAAUGUUUAGCCAGCCGGGCCUAUUUGCAGCAAUAUUCGGCUAAAUGUUACACCUGA
This is a messenger RNA of Dibothriocephalus latus, 489 nucleotides long. The record is from the annotation of a GenBank genome assembly. Lineage: Eukaryota; Metazoa; Platyhelminthes; Cestoda; Diphyllobothriidea; Diphyllobothriidae.